This is a messenger RNA of Hippopotamus amphibius kiboko, 798 nucleotides long. RefSeq names its product ciliary microtubule associated protein 1B (gene CIMAP1B). The coding region runs from base 1 to 798 and encodes 265 amino acids. Lineage: Eukaryota; Metazoa; Chordata; Mammalia; Artiodactyla; Hippopotamidae. The transcript is spliced from 6 exons. The record is from RefSeq and is a predicted model, not a curated record. Gene Ontology annotation, cellular component: cytoskeleton.
AUGGGCUCGGACGUCUGGGUCGGCCCGUGGCGGCCGCACCGGCCCCGCGGCCCCAUCGCAGCGCUCUACAGCGGUCCCGGGCCCAAGUACAAGCUGCCACCCGGCACCGGCUACAUCCUGCACGACCCGUCGCGGCCCCGCGCCCCCGCCUUCACCUUCGGCGCGCGCCUCCCCACGCAGCAGAUUUCGUGCGGCCCCGGGCCAGGUCACCUGGUGCCCGCUCGCAUGACCGUGCGCGGCCGCGACGGCGCCCCCGCCUACUCCAUCUUCGGCCGCCCGCGCCACGCAGAGCCCUUCCUCACUCCAGGACCGGGCAGGUACUUCCCGGAGCGAGCGGGGAACGCGGCAUACCCCAGCGCGCCUCGGCACACCAUCGCUCCCCGAAACUGGGGCCUCCGCGCGGAGUCACAGACCCCAGGCCCCGGGACCUACACUGUGCCCUCGCUCCUGGGCCCGCGCGUCGUCGGUAAAGUCUCGGCCCCGACUUACUCCAUCUACGGCCGCAGCGCGGUGGGCAGCUUCUGCGAGGACCUCAGCAAGACCCCCGGGCCCUGCGCCUACCAUGUGGUGAGCCCUGGGAUCUACAAGCCCCGGGCCCCCCAGUUCUCGAUGCUGGCGCGGACUUCGCUCCCCCGAGGCGACACCCUGAAUCCCGGGCCUGCAGCCUACAACGUGGACCAGGUGGUCUGCAGUUCAGGGUCAAGGCUCAGAGGCGGGCACCGGAAGCCUCGUGGCUGGAGCUUCGGGAUCCGGCACUCGGACUACCUGGCCCCGAUGGUGACCGACGUGGAUGACUGA